CCUAUCAACAUCGCAAUUUUUGUUGUCGUGUCAAAGCUGAUGCUCAACUUUGUGUUGAUUGUUUACACCGUCCUCGCUUCAAGCGGGGUGUAUUUCUAAUCAGGAACCGGCAAAUCAAGUACAUUCAGUGAUGUUUGUUCGUUGAUAAAUUGCUUGCCAGGCGAUGCGAGUGAUCAGAACUCGGUGAACCUUCCAGCGUGUAGCAUUACGCGAUUGCAUUGAGUGGAAGUGUUUCGCACACAGUUUGCUGCAGAAUGGAGGAACAACGAAAAAUGGAUUUCAUCCGCGGAGAACUGGCCGAAACCAUCGUGGGAGUGCUGAAUGCGAAUGCCGAUUUGGUUGAGGUCAAACUUUCGACCCCGGAACAUCUGGAUGGAUUCAUGUCCGUCAUACACAAUCUGGUGCUGGUGACAAAGGAUAAGAAAACAAGCGAGCAGAAAACAAUCAACUUGAUGGUGAAGAUAAUGAAAGGCGACGAAGCAUUUCGGGAGACUUCAUUUGCCAAAACUCAAUUUAGCAACGAAAUCUACAUCUACACCAAAGUGAUACCGGUGUUUACUGAGCUCUUAACGUCGAGAAAUUGCACUGUUCGAGGAAGUGAUUGGUGUCCGCACAUAUUGUACGGCAAGGCGGGUAAAAUUCCUAACUUUAGUAACAUUUACGAAACAAUCCUGGUAAUGGAAAACAUGACGCUGGAUGGAUUCAAAGCGGGACCGAGAAAUGAUUUGGAUGAGGCUCAUUUGAAGCUUAUGGCUAAGAACAUUGCACAAUUUCAUGCGUGUACAUAUGCCAUGAAAAUCGAGAAUAAAGCGGAGUUAGACAAAGUUGUGGAUGGGAUUAUUCCGAUGAACUUCAGCAAAGAUGGCAAACUAUUGGAUAGCUAUGCCACGCUAAUCAAACUUGGUAUGGAUAGAAUCUACGAAUACAUCGAUAAGCAUCCUAAUGUACUUGAUUCUGACCAAUUCAAAACCAAUAUGACUAAACUUCGCAGCAAAUAUGGAGAACAGCCCAUACAACUAAUGCAGAAAUUUUUGGAACGAAACGAGUUUUCCGUAAUUCUGCACGGUGACUAUAACAGAAACAAUGUGAUGUUUAAAUACGAAAAUGGCAAACCGGUGGAUCUUCGAAUGUUUGAUUUCCAGGAAAAUCGUUACGCCACACCAUCUAUAGAUUUGUCAUUCUUCAUGUGCAUGAGCAUGCCGACAGGAUUUCGUGAGCAGUUUUGGACUCCACUAUUGAAAUAUUACUACGAUAGCCUCAUGGACACGUUAGUCGACAUACUGAAAUGCGCAAGAACUGAUCCACGUUUGGAAACCUACAGUUACGACAACUUCAUGAAGCAUAUGGGUAAAUUUGGUUUAUAUGGAGGAUUUAUAGCAGCUCACUUUUUACCGUGGAUGCUGUGUUCGGAGGAAGAAUGUGCCCAACUGGCGCACCAUUUUGUCAAGGACUUAAAUUCUGCUGAUAUGAAGCACUGGACCAGAGUCAGCGGUGGAGAAGCAGUAGAUAAACGACUUAUUGAAAUCUUUAGACACCUUAGUCAACUGGGAUACUUUUCGAUUGUCGAUGAUGACUAAAUAUUUUUUAUCAUAAUUUGUGCGAAGGACAAACGAUCAAAUCGUUAAAAUACAUUUCAAUUGUAUUAUGUGUUGAAUCAUAGUCCAUAAAUAAAUAACAAACGAAUUUACUUAUAUGUUAUAAACACCUGAAAAAAAACGUGAACAUCUACCUAAAUAAACUUUUGACAUUUAUCAACAGAA
Messenger RNA from Aedes albopictus (Asian tiger mosquito), 1760 nucleotides. RefSeq lists its product as uncharacterized. The record is from RefSeq and is a predicted model, not a curated record. Bases 255 to 1577 code for a protein of 440 amino acids. Lineage: Eukaryota; Metazoa; Arthropoda; Insecta; Diptera; Culicidae. The transcript is spliced from 2 exons.